AUGCCGCACACACAGUCUGCCGCCGAGCUUCUCGAGCUCGGCAAGGCGUUCUACGGCCAGCGGAACUACGAGCGUGCCCUCAAGGCAUUUAUCCAUGCCUUCGGCGCGUCUGCCUCCAGCGACAUCAGGUUCCUGGACAUGGCCGUCGCCUGCCACAUCAAGCUCGGCGAUCUGAUUUCAGCCCUGGCCCUAGGCAGGAAAAUGACCAAGCACGCCGCCCAGGAUGCCCGCGGCUAUCUUCGCAUGGGCCAGGUCCUGCACUUGCAAGAGAAGCCUGAAAUGGCCAUUGAGGUCUACAAGCUGGGUCUCCGCCGCUGCCCGUCCGAGGACCCCGAGAAGAUUCGUUUGAUGCAAGCGAAACGCGACGAACUGACCCGGCGACUGACCCCGCCAAAGUCCCAAGAUCCCAUUGUUGUGCUCCCUGCCGAGGUCAUGGACUUGGUCAUGGAGCACUUGAAUUUCAAGCAGCGAGUAACUUGCCUACGCGUGUCCAAGCACUGGAGAGACUUCCUGUCACAUCAGGCGGUGCUGUGGUCAGAGCUGGAUCUAUCCCUCGCCCGGAGGCCUGUGCCGCAGGCUUUCGUUCGAAAUUGCAUAUAUCGCUCCAAAGACAAGAGGACCAACGCCUUCCUGUUGCAUACCGCCAAGUUCAAUCGGAUGAGAGACCCGGAAAUGGUCAUGAAGCUCGUCAAGGCCUGCCGUAAACUGGAAGCACUCGAGUUUCUGGGCUCCGAGUUAUCUGGCUCCUCCAUUAAAGAUCCCGUACUUCACUGCCCUGCUCUACGAUCCCUCAAACUUGGCAGGUUCGCCGCCAUUACCUUGGACGUCGUCACUCAGAUCCUGAAGGCGCGACUCACGCUGGUCACCGCCGAGUUCGAGUACAUUGAGGCUCGAAGGGAUGCAACUUGGGACACCGACCUUCCCAAUCUCCAAUCUCUUUCCCUGGGGGCUGGCAGCGUCCAAGAGCUUGGUGUCCAUGUCCUCGCUCCAACUGAGCUCAUCAAUCAUAUACCAAACAUUAAAAAAUUAGUCCUCACAGGCUGGAAGUACCACAUGGGCCUUGCCGUUAACGCAGACUUCACUAGCCUCCAGCAUCUUGAGACUUUGCAUCUUAUCAACACCUUCUUCGCAUCACAGCCUCGCCUGCCGAAGUCUAUCAAACAUCUUACUCUAACAGCCAGUUGGGGGUGGAGCGGACAUCCUUCCAUGAUAAGGAUGGCAGAAACUAACCUACCAGUCAUCGAAGAGCUCAACUACGUCAAUGAGGGUGCGGAGCGUGAUAAUACUCGUUCCUUCAUACACGCCCUUCUACACGAAUCCAACAGCGAAGUUGCCGAAGAUGACUCCUACAAAAUAACCCAUGGCGAAUCCCUUAACCAUCCCGAUGACAGCUCUCUCCGCAAAUUUUGGCUGGAACGCUGUCCCUCGAGCUCGUCGGAAGAAAUCAUCAGGCUCCUGACUGAGCUGCCUCGUCUCCACGGCGCCGAGGACUUGACUCUUGUACAGGCCGAAUUCCCUGAUGAAGUCGCAUUUGCGCAAGCAAUCAUCGGUGCUUCCCGAACCCCCGUCAAACGACCCCCUUCGCUCGCCUCGAUGCUAACUGUGGAUGCAGACCAUUACCGCAACCUCAGACGUCUCAGCAUCCCCAGCUGCAAGAUAACCGGUGUCGGCAUCAAGAUGCUCAUCAAGGAACUUCGAAACCGAGCGCCCUCGAACGGUGGUGGACCAGACGAGAAGCGAGCGAGCGAGGGCUUGGAGUAUUUAAACCUGGAUUGGUGCACCAGUAUCUCCUCGGAUGCCAUCGAGUGGGCCCGAGGCCAGGGUAUCGAGGUGUCUUGGAGGACGACGGUACCGACGGCAUCGGGGAAGAAGGUCAAGUAUGCUUGA
Messenger RNA from Diplodia corticola, 1887 nucleotides. Its product is annotated as f-box domain protein. The transcript has 5 exons. Gene Ontology annotation, molecular function: Hsp90 protein binding. The record is from RefSeq and is a predicted model, not a curated record. Lineage: Eukaryota; Fungi; Ascomycota; Dothideomycetes; Botryosphaeriales; Botryosphaeriaceae. The coding region runs from base 1 to 1887 and encodes 628 amino acids.